GGAGAGAAGCCUUACAAAUGUAAUCAAUGUGGUAAAGCCUUUACAAAAAACAGUCAGCUCAUACGGCAUAAAAGAACACAUACUGGAGAGAAACCUUAUGAAUGUAACCAGUGUGGUAAAGCCUUUGCAGAAAACAGUCAUCUCAUAAGCCAUAAAAGAACACACACUGGAGAGAAACCAUAUGAAUGUAAUGAGUGUGGCAAAGCCUUUGCACAAAACCGUAAUCUCAUAAGCCAUAAAAGAACACACACUGGAGAGAAACCUUAUGAGUGUAACCAGUGUGGUAAAGCCUUUGCAGAAAACAGUCAUCUCAUAAGCCAUAAAAGAACACACACUGGAGAGAAACCAUAUGAAUGUAAUGAGUGUGGCAAAGCCUUUGCACAAAACCGUAAUCUCAUAAGCCAUAAAAGAACACACACUGGAGAGAAACCUUAUGAGUGUAACCAGUGUGGUAAAGCCUUUGCAGAAAACAGUCAUCUCAUAAGCCAUAAAAGAACACACACUGGAGAGAAACCAUAUGAAUGUAAUGAGUGUGGCAAAGCCUUUGCACAAAACACUAAUCUCAUAAGCCAUAAAAGAACACACACUGGAGAGAAACCUUAUGAGUGUAACCAGUGUGGUAAAGCUUUUGCAAAAAACAGUCAUCUCAUAAGCCAUGAAAGAACACACACUGGAGAGAAACCUUAUGAAUGUAACCAGUGUGGUAAAGCCUUUGCACGAAACAAUCAUCUCUUAAGUCAUAAAAGAACACACACUGGAGAGAAACCUCAUGAAUGUAAUCAGUGUGGUAAAGCCUUCGCACAUAACAGUACUCUCAUACGGUAUAAAAGAGCACACACUGGAGAGAAGCCUUACAAAUGUAACCAGUGUGGCAAAGCCUUUGCAGAAAACAGUACUCUCUUAAGCCAUAAAAGAACACACACUGGGGAGAAACCUUAUGAAUGUAAAGAGUGUGGUAAAGCCUUUGAACGCAACAAUAAUCUCAUAAGCCAUAAAAGAACACAUACUGGAAAGAAACCU
Molecule: messenger RNA, 1020 nt
Organism: Meriones unguiculatus (Mongolian gerbil)
Lineage: Eukaryota; Metazoa; Chordata; Mammalia; Rodentia; Muridae
Product: zinc finger protein ZFP2-like
Exons: 1
Biological process (GO): regulation of transcription by RNA polymerase II
Cellular component (GO): nucleus
Molecular function (GO): DNA-binding transcription activator activity, RNA polymerase II-specific; RNA polymerase II cis-regulatory region sequence-specific DNA binding
Source: RefSeq, a predicted model, not a curated record